This is a messenger RNA of Schistocerca gregaria, 2973 nucleotides long. It is a transcript of the gene PIP4K, whose product is annotated as phosphatidylinositol 5-phosphate 4-kinase type-2 alpha. The coding region runs from base 503 to 1774 and encodes 423 amino acids. Gene Ontology annotation, biological process: phosphatidylinositol metabolic process. The record is from RefSeq and is a predicted model, not a curated record. The transcript has 9 exons. Gene Ontology annotation, molecular function: phosphatidylinositol kinase activity. Lineage: Eukaryota; Metazoa; Arthropoda; Insecta; Orthoptera; Acrididae.
UUUAGUUUAGAAUUUAAAUUGAAAGCGAGUCUUUUUUGUGUAUUCGAAAAACAAUAUUUAUUAGCGCUGCUAUUGACUUACGCAAAGUUUGUGAUUUGAAAAUUACAAUAAUAGAAAAGGACUGCAUAAAGAAAGCUCCUCUAGUGAUAUGAAUAUUUACGCUUUAAUGAAAAUCUUUGAAAAAGCGAAAUUGAUUUUCACUGUGAUGUGACUGCAAAAUCUCUUGGUUGUUGAACUCCACGAAAAUGUUGAUACUGGAUAUCUUUGAUUAGUUUCUUAGUUAUCUGGGAUUGACGCAGUUAGCAACCAAAAUAAAACAAUGAGAUGUGAUUAGAUGUGUGCGUUUGCUUCCCAAACAAAUGACAUAGUGCGGUGUAUGCAGUUGUUUCGCGUUGUGGAUGGAGGUUUCAUACAUAAAUACGAAAUGCAUUAUUUAUAGUUUUCUCUGAGGGAACUUUAGUGUGCAAUCACUUUUGGUGUAGUGCGAAUAGUGAAUAUAAUAAUGAGCGUCACUCAAGUUCAAGGAGGUUUGAGUAAACUAAAGAAAAAACACUUUAGAGUUAAACAUCAAAAAGUCAAGCUCUUUAGGGCCAAUGAACCGUUGUUGUCAGUAUUUAUGUGGGGUGUGAAUCAUACUAUUAACGAACUAAGUCAUGUUACGAUCCCGGUAAUGCUACUGCCAGAUGAUUUCCGAGCCUAUUCCAAGUUGAAAGUGGACAACCACUUGUUCAACAAGGAAAGUAUGCCCAGCCAUUUUAAAGUGAAGGAAUACUGUCCAUUAGUUUUUCGGAAUCUCAGGGAAAGGUUUGGCAUCGAUGAUGUCGACUACAAGGAAUCAAUGACACGAUCUCAGCCUGUUGCAAUUGAUUCUCCUGGAAAAAGUGGAGCAAAGUUCUACCAGUCGUAUGAUCGUUUGUUUAUAAUAAAAUCAUUAACAAGCGAGGAAGUGGAACGCAUGCAUUCAUUCUUGAAGCACUAUCAUCCUUACAUUGUGGAACGACAUGGGAAAACUCUGUUGCCUCAGUAUUUGGGAAUGUACAGACUGACAGUUGACGGAGUGGAGCAUUACCUUGUUGUCAUGAGAAACGUGUUUAGCAACCAUCUCCAAAUACACAGGAAAUUUGAUUUGAAAGGUUCCACAGUGGAUCGAGAAGCCUCUGACAAAGAAAGGGAAAAGGAUUUGCCAACACUUAAAGAUAAUGAUUUUGUCAAAGAAGGGAUGAAAAUUUACAUUGGUGAUGACGCAAAAGAGAAAUUGCUGGAAACACUAACUGCAGAUGUUGAGUUUCUCACAAAACUGCAUCUGAUGGACUAUUCACUACUCCUUGGGAUCCAUGACUGUGCAAGGGCUGAACAAGAAAAUCGAGAACGAACAGAUCAGGAAGAAGAAGAAAAUAAUGGCAUGGAAGAGGAUGAAGAUUCAGAAAGUGGAUCAGCGGUGGAGAAAGGUACUGGAGACAGAGCAUGGGGACCUUUGUCAUCUCCGCCUGAUUCGCCUCAUGCGGCACUUAUGCGAGAGUCAAGUAUUCAGUAUGAAGGUGGAAUUGUACCAGAGUUGGAUAUAUAUGCCAUACCAAGUUCAGAAGGUGCUCCCAUUAAAGAAAUUUAUUUCCUGGCUCUGAUUGAUGUGUUAACACAUUAUGGUGUCAGGAAACAGGCAGCUAAGGCUGCAAAAACUGUGAAAUAUGGAGCAAAUGUUGAUGGCAUAUCAACAUGUGAUCCAGAGCAAUAUGGGAAGAGGUUUAUUGAUUUCAUGAGCAAAGCUAUUGAGUAAAUGCCAAGAAACCAAGCCUUCAUCGCAGUUUUCCUGUGGGAGCCUUCAAAAAGAAAAUUAAGAAGAAAAAAAAAAAUAGUUCAACAGAUCUGAAACAUCGCCUUAUGAUGUGCAUUAGAAGCUAUCACGCAAGAACAGUUUCAUAUAUCUUAGCUAAUAGAGUUUCCAGUGACUUGUGUGCUGCACGCACUUCCAAAGAUUAGUGAAGAUAGAUUGACAGCUGAGGAGAUUGUCUUUGCUCUUGAAUUUGGCUGUCUUUAAAGUACCAGAAAUAUUUUCAAGUGAAAAUGCAUUAUGUUUGUUUUUGUUUUGUUAUUAGUGACAGUUUUAUAACUAAGCUUUUUAUUUUUAAAAAGCUGUUAUUUGACAUCCGUGAUGCUUUUAGAAUAACAUUUAUAAUCUUGGCACAAUAUGUCACAUUUUUAUGCAGUAGCUAAUGGACAGUGAACAGAUUUUAACAUCUUUGCAUAUCACAUCAUGCACAAACAGGACAAAGUUUCUACAUUAAAGGGCCAUAUUUUUCUGCAUCUUGAUAUACACUGUAAUAUGUAUCCAUUUAAUCAUCAUCAUCAUUAUCAAACUAUCAUCAUGAUCUUCAUGUUCAAAUCACAGUGAUGUGUGAAGCAUAAUUGUUUUCUUUCAUUAUUUCUUGUAUUCUUGACAGAGGAGGAAGGUGUGAAAUUCCAAGUGUUCAAGAAAUAAUUUUGUGAUGAUUUUCCCAGAUUUCAUUUGAAUUUUAAAUGUGUAUUAGUGGACUGAACUCAGUAUUCUAUUUGUUAUCCAUCCUUUUAGUAACUUGUGUUCUGUUAAAUGGAAACAUUCUAUGUGAAGGAAGCAUAGAAGUGUAAAAGUUGGCAGGAUGGUUCCUGCAUGCCAUAAAAGUUGAAAGUCCUGUUAGAACUGGUGAUAGCUCAUUUAUAACUAUAGUAGCCAAGUGAUAUUGUGUUUUAUACUUGUUUCUGAUGGAGAUUUUGAGUGGAAGUAAUUUAACUUGUGCUACUACCUCCUCCCCACCCCCUAUAUACAAGGGAAAAUAAUUUAUUUAUUUUGAAGAGUGAAUCAAGGUAUUUUCAUUAAAUGUUAUGGUUUUCAUAUUGUUAUUUAAUGUGGCAAUAUUUUUAGUUAUGUCCAUUUCUGAGUUUACACCAGUAAUGAUGCAUGGGGCAGUAAAGGAAUUUAAAGUUUCUUGCAAGUGUUUG